CACACUUCUACGUAGUUCAUUGCCGGAAAUGUCGAAAUCUACGAAAAGAGAUCUGAAAACAAGUAGGUUUUUGGAGGGAGAAAUAGAUCCUGACAAAGUGUUUGCAGAGUCGCUUGAGAGAAGCCAUUCUCAUAUCUACGACAUUGAUUUACAUGGUAGAAACAUCAGAAGAAUAUCAAACUUAGAACAGUUUGUUCACGUGAAGACUCUCGAUCUCUCUUGCAACAGCAUAACCAAAAUAGAAGGCUUGGACUGUUGCACCGAUGUUAGAGAAUUAAAACUCUACUCUAACAAUAUUCACAGAAUUGAAAACCUGGACAAACUGAAACAACUUUGCCAACUAAAAUUGCAGCACAACAAAAUUAAGACGAUUGAAUCAGGACUGCAAUGUCUACAAAAGCUCAAACUUCUUCGUUUGGACUACAAUUGUCUCACCAGACUAAAUCAUGGGGAACUUGCAGGAUGUUCAAAUUUAACUCACCUUGACCUCAGCAAUAAUUUUUUAGAGGCAGUAGAGGGUCUAGGAUCACUGAUUCAUUUGGAAGAGCUUCGCCUAUCAAACAACAAACUGAUCAUUUUGCCACCUUUGAAGCAUUGUACAAAGCUUGAAGACCUUGACUUGUCUGAGAAUCCUCUUUCUGUAAUGCCACAACUGAAUUUCCUACAGUCACUGAAGAGGUUAAGAGUUGAACGAACAGGAAUCACUAGUUUGAAACCAUUUGGUCAUCUCAAAAAACUGCAAGAACUGCACACAGCACAUAAUAGUAUCUCAAAGUUUGAGGAAAUCUCUGCCCAGUUUCCUUCUUUAGAAAUCUUGGAUGUCAGACACAACCAGCUUGAAUCAUGGGACUGCAUAGUAUUGUAUUGCAAUGAAGCCACCACAAUCCAUUGCUUUGAAUGUUCUAUCUUGCAGUGUGAAUUGAAUUCGCUUAGACACUUGGUGGAAUUGAAUAUAGCAGGGAAUAGUUUUACCUUAACUGAAUGUGAAGACCAGACAAGUUACCACUACAAAGUAGCACAAAUAUGUCAGACCAUUGAAAUGGUAGAUGACGUGCAAGUGCUGAAAGGCAAGUGUUUGUCUGAAGAACAUAAACGACCAAUUAUGAGACCAACGUCUGCAGCUAGAGCUCUGAAUACACAUAAAGUGAAAGAACAGCUUGUUAGUAUGGAAAAAGAACUGCAGUCAAUACAAACAGCAUUAGAAAACAGGUUGACUGCUAUCACUUCAGUAUGGGACUCGCUGUCUCACCCAUCAGUUUCACUCGGAUCAGCACAAACAGAUCGACAAGUAACUGGAAAUGAAAGGUCAAGCAGUCGGUCAAGCAGUCGAAGUCGAAUCCUCAAAGCACGAGAAUUUGCAGAAGAGCAUUUCAAUAACGUUACUUAGCCUUGUAAUAGCAGUGUACUCAUAGGUUAGAUAAAACUCUAAUGAAAUGAUAAACUAUGAAAACAAC
Messenger RNA from Corticium candelabrum, 1454 nucleotides. RefSeq names its product protein phosphatase 1 regulatory subunit 7-like. The record is from RefSeq and is a predicted model, not a curated record. The transcript has 17 exons. Gene Ontology annotation, molecular function: protein binding. Lineage: Eukaryota; Metazoa; Porifera; Homoscleromorpha; Homosclerophorida; Plakinidae. Bases 29 to 1387 code for a protein of 452 amino acids.